AUGGACAAUGGAGUGGACCCAGAAAUCAAUGGGGAGGACCUAAACCUAAUCCAUACGGUGGUGGUUAUGGAGCUGUUGGAGCACAAGGAGGUUAUGGAGGAGCAGGAAUUUAUGGUACACAAGGAGCCUAUGGCAGGCCUUCAGCUUAUGGUGGAUCUGGAGCUUAUGGAGGAGCACUGGGUGCAGGACUCGCAGCAGGACUUGCAGGACAGCCAAUUGAGCCUAUUGGCUAUCCAGGGCAAGGAGGUUAUGGAGGGCAGACCCGGAUAUGGAUACGCUUACGGCAAUGAGGGAUAUAAACCAUUCCGGUUUGGAUACAAUACAGUCGAUGAAUACGGAACACAAAUGGGGAGACAAGAAGUAGCCGACGGCAGCGGCACAGUCCGCGGCUCCUACUCUUAUAGGGAUCCUUAUGGCCAAUACAGACAAGUACAGUAUGUGGCUGACCAGGGUGGAUUCAGAGCUGUGGUCAACACCAAUGAGGCCGGUGUAGUGCCGCAUCAGCCCGCAGAUGCUAUCUAUAACUUAAUACUAAUAAUUGUGACUUUGGUUGUGAUAAUCAAUGCCCGAGACUAUGAGUCUCCGAGUCGUAGAGCUCGAGCCCGUCGAGUGAACUCUCGUCAGUCCCCAGUGGCCGCCGCCUCAUAUCGAGCACCGGUAGUGUCUUCAUACUCAUCGGCCGGUCCAAGAAGAGGGUCGGCAUAUGCGAGACCUGUGCGACAGACCCAGCAGUUUGAAGAGGCAGACCAUCCGGCGCCCGAACCCUACAGUUUCACGUACGACACCACCGAUGAGUUCGGGACUACACUGACCCGCACGGAGACGGGAGACGCCAACGGAGUUGUCACCGGAAGCUACCAAUACAGAGACGCCAAUGGACUCGUCCGCACCGUCGAGUACGGCGAUGACGGCUCCGGGUUUAGGGCUGUUGUCAAUACGAACGAACCGGGAGUUGUCUCCCACAGGGCCGCCGACGCCGAGUAUAUUAAGACGUAAAUUGUUUUAUAAAAAUCAUAAGACAUUAACAUUUAAACCAC
Molecule: messenger RNA, 1037 nt
Organism: Oppiella nova
Lineage: Eukaryota; Metazoa; Arthropoda; Arachnida; Sarcoptiformes; Oppiidae
Source: the annotation of a GenBank genome assembly